ACGAAACAAGGAAAACAGAAUUAUUAAUCUAUCUGUCUAGUUGUUCGACUCUGUUGCGCCCUUUAGUUUAUGUUACUGCUCGCUCCCCUGCUGUUCUAUCAGCUUUCAGCACGGCUUGGCGUCUAACCAUCGAUGCCUUUACGUGAAGUCAUCUAUGGUCUAACAUAGCGAGGAAACGUCAGUCAUUGAGCAACCCUGAUCGGAUUUCCUGGACUGGGCGUGUUGUGGGUGUGUUCCGAUUGUCAGAGGUCUGAUUCUAUACCGGUUUUUAUUUCUGUGCUGUUUACGUUGCCACGAUUACUGGCUUCGGUACACGUACAUCCGCGUAGAGUUCCGAAAGCCAGGACUGCAAGAGGAUAGGACCCAUUUCCUGUCAACUGGCCAACUGCCAGGCCGUGUGUCAGCAGCUUUGAAUUCAGGCUGAGCCUAACAACUUUGGAACACACGCAGACAAAGAGUACUGGAUGGGGCAACUGAAGAAAUAUUUAAUGUAAUGAAAUAUAUAGUCCUGUACCUACCAUAUAGAGCUGUAGAAACCAUGGUGUAUUUGUAUACUCAAUAUGAAGAUCCUUAUUAUCUCUCCUACUUCAAUAUCUUCUGUAUCUGGUAAUGCUUGCACUGUUCAAAGAAUACAAAAACAUUUGGCAUCGAGUAAUUCAGUGUGUAUAACAUGUAGCGUUGAUGUUAUCAUUUCCCAAAAUGCAAAAUGUACCCGGGUGCAGUUGAAAAAUUUUGUGGCAAAAAAUGGAAUAGAUUGUAUUUUGUUUCUUCACGCUUACAAAAGUGCCAAGAUUUUACUAUGCAGCUGUGAAAAAUGCUCAAAACAUCCAUUAAGUGUCCCAUAUGGAAUUAUAUUUGGUGGAACUGAUCUCAAUGCUGAUAUUUUGGACGAAGAAAAAUGCUUGGAUGUGAAAGAAAUUUUAUUAAAUGCUAAAUUUGCUGUCGCUUUUACCGAAGAUCUGAGGAGAACAGCUUCGCAACUUGUGCCUCAGUUGAAUAUAUUUGUCCAACCUCAAGCAGUUGAACUAGUCAAUGUGGAACCUAAAGCCCUUCAUAACGUUGAUUUCAAUUCUAACAUGUUCACAGAUAAUGGAAACCAUAACUUAUAUGGGUUCUUGAUGGUAACUGGUAUUCGGCCUGUAAAAGACCCAAUCUUUCUGUUGGAGGCAUGGAUGAAAUGGUGCAAAAAUAAUCAACAUUUAAAUUUAAAGCUCCUUAUUAUUGGUCCUGUAAUUGAUCUUGAAUAUGCAGAUUCAUUUUUCAAUCUUUUGGCAUCACUUAAAGAUAACUGGACUCAGAAUGAUUUUACGGCCAAACAAAGUACUCAAUUUAAAGCUAAAUCAUUGGACGAUAUUUUUGAUUGGUUUGGCGAACCUGACUCAUUCCCUAUUUUAUAUUCUUCUGCUUUGCCACGAGAAGAGCUGAAGAUACUUAUGCAUUCUUCUUUUAUAUUUGCGUCAAUAAACUCUUCUUAUAGCGAGGGAAUGGCAUCUGCAGUACUAGAGUCCAUGGCAAAUAAAAUACCUGUUAUAGCCAGAGAUAAUUCAGGUAACAGAUCUCUUGUAGAAGAUAACAAAACUGGACUUCUAUAUCAAACAUGUGAAGAUUUUAUGAAACAAACUGAAAAACUUAUUGAGAACCCUGGACUAAGAAGUUUGAUCAUAGAGAAUGCUUUUCAAAUGGUUCAGAAUGAACAUUCAAUAGAAAAAGAAAAGGAAUUUUAUAGUAAUUUAUGCCAAGACUUUUUUGCUAAAUAAUAUAUUUUUAAGCAAUCUAUUUUUUUUUUCAUUCAACUAUUGUGAUUAUCUUCCACACCAACCUCUGCACUUCAAGUUAUGCACUUUUGAAUAGUAUUGCAGUCUUUUCUCCAAGUUCACUGGCUUAUAUUAUAUUUGGUUAGUUUUAUUGAAGCCUACUUUAAUAAAUGAAUAGUUUGUCUCGUACACAGCCUCAUAAUUGCUUCACAUUUUGCUUGAAUUCCUUUCAAUGAAAAAUGCAAUAAUGAUAUACCUAUCUUAGAUGAGUAAUUAAUUCAAUUUUUCUAUCAUUUUUACCUUUAAAAUUUAACCGAUUGUAGCAUGCAAAGUUUGUUUUAAUAUUACUUAAGAGAUUAUUAAUAUAAAAGGGUAUGUUUUAUAUAUCAAAUGUUUAUUGACUGUCGUUGUGCAUUU
Molecule: messenger RNA, 2171 nt
Organism: Styela clava
Lineage: Eukaryota; Metazoa; Chordata; Ascidiacea; Stolidobranchia; Styelidae
Product: glycosyltransferase 1 domain-containing protein 1-like
Molecular function (GO): glycosyltransferase activity
Source: RefSeq, a predicted model, not a curated record